CGCUGAACAAAGUCGACUACUUUGCGAGACGUCUCUUUCCCAACCAUGUUGCAGCUGUGCACUUUGCUCGUGACCAGGUGAGGGUCUGGUGGAGAUACUCACCUGCUGGGCGCGCAACACUACCAGUAGCCCGCGGAGAGUCUGCGAGGGGACCACGGUAACAUCCUUCGACGAAGUCACGGUCGAGCAGCGCCAGCGGUGCAGAUUGUUCACCCGCUCAUUCAGUGCGUUGCUGAGAGACUUUACACCUCCUCUUUCAGACAUCUCCUGGUUGUGCAGCCCAUUCCUCUCUUACUGACCAUAGCGUGAGACUCGGCUAGCAAAUGGCAAGCAAUAACAUGUUCGUCUUCGGCGCAGGGGGCGGACAGCAAGUUCCUGUCAUUCCAGGCCAACACGCGCCACAGAACGCACUUCCCCCGGUCAAAUCGGUCCAACAAGCCUUGUCUCAGGAUACUGCUCAACCGAUUGCUAUGUCGGGCAAUCUAGCGGACGCGCUGAAGGGUAUCCCGCCCGAACAGCUCUUCCAAAUCAUCUCGAUGGUACAGUCAGGCGCGCUGCAGUUACCUUCACUUCCUUCGAAUGCACAGCCAGGCGCGCCAGCCCAGGUAACAAUGCCCGCGCCGCCUCUUGUGCAGCCAUCUAGCAAUCACGGUGCUCCUGCCGCGCGUAUUCAAGAUGUAGACAUGGACAGGGAAGAGGGCGAGCUUGAGGAUGGCGAAGAAGCAGGGCCCGUCAGGGAGCGGGAUUUCUUGCGACCUCCACCAACAGGUCCGCGCAUACGAAGCGUAUCGCCUAGUGGUGGGUCCACGCGACAGCAGCCCAACGGCACGCGGGUCGUCCGGCAACCACCUCAGUCAAGGCCUGAUCAAGUACGCAGUAAUGGCGUACAGCCCGAAGGGGUGGCAAACGGCAUUGCACACGUUAGCUCGAACAAGAUAACGACCAAUGCUCGCGGAAAAGUGGUCGAUGCUCGCGCUCGAGCUCGGGCUUUCGUGCUUCAGAUGCACAAUGCCGGUUACACUUUUGACCAGCUCGCUAACGAGAUUCCCAAUAAGAACGCUCUGCGGCGAAUGUACAAGAGUCUCGGUCUUCCACUUCCUGCUGAAGGUGGCGACAAGAAAGAUCUUGGCCCAGUUUCGGCUGUGCUGCAGCCGACGCAACCACAGAAGUCAACACCGCACGCGCCGUCUGCACCGCAUCCGAUUAUGCAGAUACAUAGCCAAGUGACUCAGCCGCCCUCAGUACUAGGUGAGCCACGGCCCGCAGAACUUCCGAUCAAGAAAGCUCCGGCCCCGAAGCCUACUGCAUCGAGCAGGGAAGAGUAUCUGGCAAGGCUCGCUGCUGUGAAGUCCAAAGCCAAGAAUGUCAACCCAAAGUCCACGCUCGAGGCUACAGCUUCGGAGUCCUCAGGCGCUGCACCUGCGCCUGCACCCGCACCCACACCGAUCCUUGAGGUUUCUCACGCUGCUGCCAAGCCAACCUUUACCGCUCAGUCAGCACAAAUACCGAUUGCCGAUGCUUCUAGCACUGCGUCCACCUUUCCUGCUCAGCCACUCACUCCAUCAGUAGCUACUGCACCAACCAAGCCUCCUCCGGCUGCUGGCAAGAUUCAGACUGAGCUGAUCAAACAAAGACUGGCAGCGCUGAAAGCUUCUCAAGCUGCGAAGGCGCAUGCAGCUAAGCGGUCAAGUGACGUUGCGCCGAGCUCCAGUCCGGCGCCCAUGGCGAGUGCUACUAUCAGUAUGUCUCAGCCGCCCGCUCAACAUGCUGUGACGGGAGGUGUUGGUAGUGGGAUUGCAGACUUAGCAAGCAGCAAGCCAGCACCCGCCACUAACCAAAUACAGCCUCCACAAGUUCAGUCUAUGCAGGCGCCUCCACUGCCGCUUCCGACAGCGGCCCCGCCAGCAUCGCCACCAGCAAGCCGUCUGUUUUCACUGCCCGGCUUGUUUGUGGCGAGUCCGCCAGUACAGCAACUCGCUCGCCCAGCUCAACCUUUUUCGCCACUUCCACCUGUUACAUCCACCACUGCCAAGACGUACGCAGACAAAACUGCAUCUUCGCCUACCACGCUGAACCUCAAUCGAAAGCGUGCAGUGGCUGCUGAUUUCGAUGGUGACGUUAUGGUAGACUCUGCGCCAAGCGCACCCAAACGUCCAGCUUUCGGCCAAAGUCGAAGCAACAGCGAGAGCGAGCGUCUCGUCAUCGAGGUUAGCGAUAACGAAGACGGUGACGAUGACAUGGAAAUUGACACCGAGCCUGCAUCCACCACUACAAUUGCGCCGCAGAUUGUUAUGCGUACACCCGAAGGCCCGUCUCUUUUUGGAAGCUUCACAAUCGCGCCAGGUCGAGGCACACCCUCAACCUUGAAUGAAGCCGAUCGGCGUAAGAUGAUAAACGAGCUUAACCGCCAGAUUGCAGAAAAGGAAGCCAAGCGGAAGGCGAAGAUUGCCGCUCAAGCCUCCUCAACUUCGGUUUCUGGACAGACCACGCCGACUACCAAGCGUGCUACACCGACGACUCUACCAAACGCUGUCAAUGGUCUCCUUGUGCCAGCUGUCGAGCAUAGCAGAACUGUCCCUACUGCAGCCGCACAGAUCUUGUCUCCUGUUGCUGUGGCACGCCAACAAGAGCGCGCGCAGCUCGAGCAGCGUUUGAAGCAACUACAAGAAGAGGCUGCUCGCCGCAAUGGCGUAGCUUCGGUAAUACAGCCAAGUGUCAUUCCCGCCGCUGCGCUCCCGGAAACACCUGCUGCCCCUGUUGUUGAGCUUAAAGACGUGCAGCAGAAUGCCGGAAUUCCUAACGCGGGCGAAGGCAAGGAGAGUGCAGAUGAGGCAGAUAUUGACGAUGAGACGGCCGACUUGUACAGCGAGGAUGAUCAGAAAGGCGCGGAUGUUGACGUCCGGGUAGAUGACGGCACUAUAGGUUCACCGGCGGUUACCAUGAGCGAACCCGGCAAUAUCAGCAAUGCUGCGGUGACGUUAUCAGGCCAAGCACAAUCUCUUGCCACAACGAAUGGUGAGAGGCCAAACGCUGAUCCUCCAACGGCGGCGGUGGCGGACUUAGCCAAGACGGUUACCUCGGACGACACGGACAUGGCUCUGACAGAUGUCGAGGAGCAGAACGAAGCCGUGGACGAGGCUGCGGACAACGACGAAGUUUCCGACCGGUCGGCUGGAGACGGCGUCUUUAUCAUCAAAGACCGACUAACGCACGACACACUAGGCCAGGCUGAAGAUACGUCGGACGCUUCGUCAACCAAUACCGACGAUGCGAUGUCUGAGUCGGAUGAGGAAGAGAUCAAGACAUCCGCACGAAUCCAUCCUAACGGCAAUGCGCAUCAGAAGGACCGCAUGGACCAUGAUGCAAUAUCUGAGUCACUUGAAGUGGACAUUGAUGGAACUCUACCAGCUGCAUCUGCCAAGGGUAACCACCAACAAGAGGAGGACGAAGCUGAUGAGAGUGAAGAGUUUUACGAGCCGACGGUGCCUGACCAUGCAGUGUCUGAUGCAGACGGUGACGCCACGACUCGCGUUUCUGAGGCUAUUGCAGAAGGAGGAUCUCUCUACGAGCCAGUCGCCACGGAGCAAGCUACGAUGAAGGACUUUAGUCACGACGUAACACAAAGCUUGAUGCUACCUGGCAUAUCUGACGUCCAAGCCAUCAGUCCACCGGUCGGUACUGCAGGAGUCAUGGAGGUUGCUGAUGACGUAGCACCUGAGCUACAACAGCCAAGAGCCGAGCAGACUGCUGUCGAAGAUGAUCAGGUGCGUGAGGACUCCGACUGGUCGGACAUCUACUGAUGUUAGACUGUACUCCCUGAGUAGGAUUCACACCCGAAUUCAUACUAUCAACCCUACGUCAGCCCUUUGAAGUGGUUCAAGGACUACCGCUUCCACCCGGACUACCUCGAAC
Baudoinia panamericana UAMH 10762 is the source of this 3912-nucleotide messenger RNA. RefSeq lists its product as uncharacterized. The transcript has a single exon. Bases 324 to 3800 code for a protein of 1158 amino acids. The record is from RefSeq and is a predicted model, not a curated record. Lineage: Eukaryota; Fungi; Ascomycota; Dothideomycetes; Mycosphaerellales; Teratosphaeriaceae.